GCUUUUUUUAUGGACGGCUAUCCCCCAGGUUCGCUGUUGGGAUAUAUUGCGGAUCCAGGUGUCCGGGAUUCUUGUCCCGUCCUCUAUGCGACGCAACGGGCGACAAGUUAAGAUUUCCGUCCAACCUCUGCUGGGUAGAUAUGUUAUUAAUGAACGUCGAUAUAUUGUCAAUGAUUAUUGUGACCAUGCCAUCUUCGCAGAAACAACAAUUAUCGUAGCGACAACACCUUCGGACUUGAUAAUGGAUAUGAGCGCCACUUCGACGGCGGAAGGCAAUGCCUGCAAGACAUCAAUAUGCUCACCGUGUUUUAAUAAUAAAUAACCUGAGACUUAAUAAGAACAGAUGCUUUGGGAUUGGUACACUAUCGACUCCUGUAUCCUCGCGCGCUCAUGGCAUAAUACCACUCCCGGUAUGUUCGCCGGGUCUUGCGUCGGCAUUGUUCUGUUUACAAUGACCUUGGAUCUCUUACGCCGCACUGCGAAGGAGUACGAUAGAUAUCUCGUUCGAAAACACGCUUCAGCCGCCAUGGCCGCGUCUACGGCUCCUCCUAAAGAUGGCAGCGAUGAGAGUACGAUGGAAAGCCCGACAUCUACCCACCAAGGCGCAUUGCAAAUAAAUAGAUUCAGGCCAACGAUGUGCGAGCAGACGAUUAGAGCGUUGUUUCACAUGGUCCAGUUUGCGGUGGCGUAUUUCAUUAUGUUACUCGCAAUGUAUUAUAACGGCUACGUCAUCAUGUCCAUCUUCGUCAGCGCUUAUAUUGGCGCAUUUAUCUUCCGCUGGGAACCUUUGGGUGAAGGAUGUGGUGUGACGAGUACAAGUAAGGAACCGACCGUGUGUUGUGGAUAGUGUUACUAUUCAGGUCUUUGUGGCACGCUGGUAGGUAUAUCAUUAUAUCAUUUUCGUGAUACGGGGGGUUUGCGGGAGUCGUAGGAUGAAGAUCGGUUGGGUACGGUAAUAGAAGGGUAGGUAUUUAAGGGGUUUGAUAGACUGGAAUCAUAUUUCUUCGUUGUAAAGCGGCUUUACUGUAGGGAAUAGUUGGGAAUCGCUUAAUUUUGGAAUAAAAGUCUGUAUAAUAACACAAUUAACCUUUGCAAUAAAGAUUUAAUUAUAGGG
Molecule: messenger RNA, 1114 nt
Organism: Daldinia vernicosa
Lineage: Eukaryota; Fungi; Ascomycota; Sordariomycetes; Xylariales; Hypoxylaceae
Product: Ctr copper transporter
Exons: 4
Coding region: 344-847 (167 amino acids)
Biological process (GO): copper ion transmembrane transport
Cellular component (GO): membrane
Molecular function (GO): copper ion transmembrane transporter activity
Source: RefSeq, a predicted model, not a curated record